Molecule: messenger RNA, 1809 nt
Organism: Nematocida parisii ERTm1
Lineage: Eukaryota; Fungi; Microsporidia
Product: glycyl-tRNA synthetase
Exons: 1
Coding region: 1-1803 (600 amino acids)
Biological process (GO): mitochondrial glycyl-tRNA aminoacylation
Cellular component (GO): mitochondrion; cytoplasm
Molecular function (GO): ATP binding; glycine-tRNA ligase activity
Source: RefSeq, a predicted model, not a curated record
AUGAAUAUAAAAGUCAAAGAAAAGAGAGAAAAGCUUGAGCAAGUUGCAAAAAGAAGGUUUUUCUAUACGCAAAGCUUUGAGUCAUAUGGUGGAGUCUCUGGGUUUUUUGAUUUUGGGCCAAAUAUGUGUGCUUUACAAAACAACUUUUUAUCUAUUUGGAGAAACCAUUUUGUUCUAACGGAAAACAUGCUAGAGGUAGACACGGCAAUCAUUACACCAUUUGAGGUUCUAAAGUCGAGUGGGCACGUUGAAAAGUUUACUGACCUGAUGUGCGCUGACUCUGUGACAGGUGAAGUCUAUCGAGCAGACCAUUUAGUAAGAGACUAUCUUCUAAGAGAGGCAGAGAAUAAGGAUGAGAGGGAGAAGCAGGAGUUUAUAAGCAAGGCAAAUAUGAUUGACUCAUUUGGAAAGGAAGAGCUACAGGGCCUUAUUGACAAGUAUGGGAUAAAGAGCGACAAUAAGAAUGCUCUGACAAAAAUUGCCCCAUUUAAUCUGAUGUUCAACACGAUUGUUGGGCCAUGUGGAAAGUCACAGAGCUUUUUGCGGCCAGAAACUGCCCAGGGCCAGUUCUUGAACUUUAAAAGACUGCUGGAAAACAAUGGAGAUAAGAUGCCAUUUGCAAGUGCAACGGUAGGAAAGGCGUUUAGAAAUGAGAUAAGCCCACGGACCGGGCUUUUUAGAGUGAGAGAGUUCUUAAUGGCAGAGAUUGAGCACUUUGUGCACCCAGAAGAAAAAUCACAUCCAAAGUUUGCUAAGUACUCUAGUAUAGAGCUUCCUCUUCUUUUUAGAGAAAAAGACGCAGAGAGCGAAGACCAGGCAAUACAUACAAUGUCUAUGGAUGCAGCUGUAAAAAAGGGAAUAGUCAACAAUGAGACUCUUGGGUAUUUUAUUAUCAGAGUAUAUCAGUUCUUAGUUAAGAUUGGCAUACCAGAAAGUGCUAUUAGGAUUAGACAGCAUCUGCCAACUGAAAUGGCACACUAUGCAACCGACUGCUGGGAUGUGGAGAUUGAUACUGCGUUUGGGUGGAUUGAAUGUGUUGGCAUUGCAGACAGGGCAUGCUACGACCUUAGCGUGCACAGCAAGAAAACAGGAGACAAAUUAGUUGCCCGAAGAAGGCUAACCACACCAACCACAGAAAAGAAAACAGUUGCAGUGGUUAACAAGAAAGAGCUAGGAUCAAAGUUCAGAUCGCAGGCACAAAAGGCGAUACAAGCAUUAGAAGCUCUGACUGAGGAUGAAAUAGAACAAAAGAAGAUAUCAGAGAAUGAAAUAGAGAUUGAGCUGCUUGGGGAAAAGAUAGUAACCCAGAUAGAGAAAUUAGAAAUCGUUAAGCAUAUUGAAGAGUACACCCCUAGUGUGAUAGAGCCGUCUUUUGGAAUAGGAAGAAUCCUUUAUGCCCUUCUGUGGCACUCAUUCUGGAUACGUGAAGACGACGAGCAGAAGUCUCUUUUUAGCUUUACUCCGGGCAUGGCCCCUAUAAAGUGCAUUAUUCUACCACUGCAGGAGGACGAAAGAUUUACUGAGAUUAUUACAUCACUCAAGGACACUAUAGUUGAAUCAGGAAUUAGUUGUAAUCUAGAUGAGAGCAAGGCAUCCAUUGGAAGAAGAUAUUCUCGGGCAGAUGAGAUUGGCAUUCCCUUCUGUAUAACAGUUGAUUUUGAUACGUUAGAAGACAAAAUGGUCACUCUUAGAGAAAGAGAUAGCACGUUACAGAUCCGUAUUGCUAUUUCUGACAUUCCAUCCACACUUACCAAGCUCGUUAAAGAAGAGAUUUCUUUUGACAGUUUACAAAAAGAGAAAUAAAGAGCA